CUCCUGAUAGCAGAGCAGGCGUCACCAGAUUCGUUGCAGAAACUAUUACUGUGCCUCCUACAUCUUUAUCACAAGUUGGCUCACUGCACUAGCAUGCAGGAGAACAACACUGACCAGCUGCCGUCACUGUCUCAGCUCUUAGCCUUAGCCCAGCAGCGCCACAGCGAGAUGAGCCGCUCAGACGCUUCUUCCACACGUCUUCAGAUCUAUGGGUCGCUCAAAGGAAAGGCGGAGGACUCUGUGGGCCACAGUGACCCCCAAUUCCCAGACCUCUCAGCCUUCCUCAGCCAGGAAGAGUUGGAUAAGAGUGUGAACCUGGCUCGCCAGGCCAUCGGACAUGAGCCUCAAGAGGAGAGGGCAGAGGUUAAGGCCUCUGUUGCACCAUUAACCCCCUCCAACAUCGCCUCAAUCUCAGUUCCUUCCUCUGCACCCCCUUCUGUAACCUUCGCUAACCCCUCCCCUGCUCCUUUUUUUGCCCCCUCCACUGUGCCGUUCACCCAGCCAGCCCCCGGGUUCAAAGAACUGCCGGAAACAAACACAACAUUCACAUCAGACAGAAAGAUGCAUAAAGCCUCCAUACGGCAGGACAACAUGAUCAGGAAAGGCAGGGACUCCAGUGAAGGAUUCAACGACUUUAACAGGUCAGCGAGGAACGCCCCGUACGGUCCGGAGACCCAGUCCAAGAAGGAGUUUCUCAACAAGGCAGCCGACUUCAUUGAGGAGCUCUCCUCUCUCUUCAAGGCCAACAGCUCCAAACGGAUACGACCAAGAGCGUGCAAAGCUCACAGGAGUAGGGUCCAGAACAAGAGCCAGAAAGAUGGGACAGUUUAUCCCCUCUGCUCAGACAACAGGGAGCGCGCUGUCGUGCCCGUGGAGGUGGAGAAGGAGAGCCCCAGCCCUGCUGUUAGCCACCAACAAGAGGUCCAACUGGACUCUGGGACUGGGCAUGUGGAGUUUCAGGACUGCAGGAUUACCGAGGAGCAGCAGUACAGCUGUGUUUCCCAGGAGCUGGCGAAGGAGGAGGCUGAAAGCUGUGCCUCGACAGAAACUCCCCACCCAGCGAAGCCUGUGUGUGAGCCUCCUCAUUUCAUCCAGAAACUGAAAAGCAGGGAGGUUUCAGAGGGAAGCAAGGUCCAAUUAGACUGCAUUGUAAGCGGACUCCCUGUGCCUGAAGUCCGGUGGUUUUGUGAGGGCAAGGAGUUGGAGAACAGCCCUGACAUUCAGAUCAUCACCAACGGAGAGCUGCACUCUCUGAUCAUCGCAGAGGCAUUCGAGGAAGAUACUGGGCGCUACUCCUGUUUUGCAUCUAAUUUCUACGGUACUGACUCCACGUCAGCUGAGAUCUACGUUGAAGGCGCUUCCUCUUCGGAUUCUGAGGGGGAACAGAACUUUGAACAUGUAGUCCAGCUGCAGACGAAAACACAAACGUCAGCUCCAACUUUACCUCCAUCAUUGAGCCAAACCCUUUCUGCAGAAGAGGAAGAGUUUCUGUCAUCCCAACCCACAGCAGCCGCUGAGGAACCAGCAGAGGAGCUGCCCUCACCAUCAACUGAUCAACCUCUUCCACUGGUCCAGACAACCACCGCAGUACUUUCCAUCCCAGAGCUCUCCAAAGUGUCUUUGGCAUCCACAGCACAGCCUGCUCAGGAGGAGUCAACGGUGUCACCCGCCCAGCUGUUUCCUACUUUGUCACGAGGCGAUACAGAACCUUCAGAAACCCAUGAAGUGUCAGCAUCUGUCCCAGUCACAUCCACAUCACAGCAGACAUCUACGGUCAUAGCUACAUCCCUGCCUUUGAGCCCAGCUGUUUCAUCUGUGCUUCCUGUCCAGGCAGCUCCAACACAAGUACCCCAACCUGAGAGUCAAACUUCCAACCACAACUAUCUACAAGGAUUAAACGGGCAACCAAUCAUGGCUGCUCCUGUAUUCACAAAGAGCUUGCAGGACCUCCUUGUGUCAGAUAGCCAGCUGGUGGUGCUAGAGUGCCGUGUGAAAGGGGUACCGUCACCUCGAGUGGACUGGUACAGAGAGGGAAAAAUCAUAGAGGACUCUCCUGAUUUCAGGAUCCUGCAGAAAAAGCCCAGAUCUCCAGCUGAAUCAGAGGAAAUAUGCACUUUGGUCAUUGCUGAGGUCUUCCCAGAAGAUUCGGGGGUGUUUACUUGUACAGCAAGCAACAAGUAUGGAACCGUGUCCAGCACCGCUGCACUGAGGGUCAGAGGCAAUGGCAGAAACAGCAACUCCAUGAGGCCUUUCAACAAUUUACCAGUGGAGCCUGGUCGAAUCGAAGAGCCUUCCCCAUUGGCUCCCACUGUGAACCCUCAACAAGAUGUUACUGUGACCGACAGCAUCAAGCCCCACUCCAGCACCAUUCGCCUAGACUCGCUCAUCUCUAGCAGCUUACGCCUGGACCCCUUAAACACCAGCACCCUCCGUCUGGACCCCCACAGCUCCAGCAUGUUGCGUUCAGACCCCCUUCGUACCAGCCUGCCCAGUCUGGAACCUUCCAGCCUGAGCAGCAGUAGCAGUUCCUGCCUGAACUCUCGCAGCACCAGCACCCCAAACUUAGAUCCUCUCCGCCUCCACCAGAACUCUCCUGGAUCCAGUGAAGCAUGCCCAGAACCACAGAGCAGCAGACAGGUGCUCUCAUACCCAAAACCCCUGUUCGCUCUAUCUGCGGUUGAGACUUCAGCUGAGAAGGAAGUCUCUCGAUCUAUGCUGACAUCGCCUGACACGAGCCCAAAAGUUAAGGGGACCCCAAACCAUCAGAAUGGGAGCCUCAUUGUGGUGCCCCUCCCUGACCCUCCUCCUAACUCCUGUCUUAAGACAGGCAACCUGACAAACCACAAAGACUCACGCUCCAGUUCCAGAGCCGGUCUGCGUGUGCACUUCAAACUGCCUGAGGAUGAGGAGGAUGAACAAAAUGAUGCAUCCAGUCAAUGUUAUGAAGACAUCACUCAGGCAUUAGUCAACAAAGAACCACCACCAGUGCUGGCUAAACCCAAACUGGACCCAGCCCAGCUCCAACUUCUGCAUAACCAAGUCCUCAUGGAGCAGCAGCAGGAGACCGAACCACAGGCCCAAAUCCACAUCCAGCCUCAGUCUCACGCCCCAUUCAAUAUCCAUAUUCAGCCUGAGGUCCAAAGCUCCCAUGAAGGUCCCCUGUGGUCACUCAGAACGCACCAUGAACCCCAUCCGACACCUUUCCAGGCCUACAUUAACACCACUACACCCCCUGAGCAGACACCCCAGUCUGCGCCUCCACUGACCACCACCCCACCUGCUCGCUCACUGAGCUCUGCUCCAGCACUCAAUGCCACAUUUUCAACUCUUCUUAACACUUCUCCUGCUCCGCAUUUCAGCUCCCCUCCUUCUAUUCCUCAGCUAAAGACUUCAUCACUGGUGACUUCGCAUCCAUCUGCCCCACAGCUGAACACAGCUCCUCCUCUCAGUACAGCUACUAUAACCCAGAUGAACACCAUCCAUGCCUCCCACCUCAACCUGUCCCCUGCAUCUCUUGCCAGAACUGCGCCCACUUUCCAGUUCUCCUCUCCUCCAGCGCCAAAGCUUAGUACAGUCCCCACAGAUUCAACCCCAGCCUUACAGCAGAUCAACUCUCCUGCUGCUCUACUGAGAAGCACCCAUGCCUCCCUCAUGAACCUCACCGCCACCUCCUACACCUUCAACUACGCCAGGCCUAAAGAGUUCUUGGCUGCUCAAACCUUCUCACCAGUCAGAAGUCCUUCCCCAACUGAAUCCCCGGUGCCCCUGCUCCAAGAGCUGGCCGCUGAGCUCAACUCCUCUACAGCCAGCUCCCCUACUCUCCCACCAUUUUCUCCACAACCCAGGAUCUUCCCCACGAGGGUGCUAAAGUCUCCCACAAGCUCUCCUUCCUUCAUGUCCUCACCAACACCGGGGUCGGCGCAGUUCCUGAACAGUGUGUUCGCCGUACGAGCCCAGUCGCCCCCCCAGGCCUCUUCUCCCGCCUCCAGCAGCUCCACCCCCAGCCCCAUUCAAAACCCUGUGGCCUUCCUCAGCUCAGUCUUGCCUUCCCUGACCCCGAGUCAGCCCACAAACUCAAUGGGCUUGCCCAAGGGAGCUCCUUUAGGGCUACAAAAGAAGGUACCCAAGGUGCGACUCCCGUCAUCUGAAGACAUUCGUGAGAGCAAAGAAAUCCUCCUCCAUGACAUUGAGAAAAAGUUUGGAUUUAAAGACGAUACUCCACAUUUUGCACAUCAACAGAAGCAGAGUAAUGAGGGGAAAACAGCGAGCAGACCCCUUGGACCAAACAUUCCUGCUACUGUCAUUAACUAUGAUGAGGAGUACAAAGUGUCCAGUUUUGAGCAGAGACUUAUGAGCGAGAUUGAAUUCCGUUUGGAGCGAACGCCAGUGGAGGAGUCGGAUGAUGAGGUGCAGCACGAUGAUGUCCCUACGGGAAAAUGCAUUGCACCCCUAUUCGACAAGAAACUAAAAAACUUCAGGGCCAUGGAAGGCGUGCCUGUCACUUUCUCGUGUAAAGUUGUGGGAAUCCCUCUUCCAAAGGUUUACUGGUUCAAGGAUGGCAAGCAGAUCUUGAGGAAAAACGUCCAUUACAAGAAGAUUAGGGAGGGGGACGGGACCUGUGCUUUACACAUAGAGUCCAUAACCAGUGAUGAUGAUGGCAACUACACCAUCAUGGCAGCUAAUCCACAGGGACGAAUCAGCUGCUCGGGUCAUUUGAUAGUCCAAACGGGCCCCCCCCGAAACCGACUGACACCCAUUCACUCUCAGAGGGUGCGAGCCCGCAUACAGGAAGUUGAAGGUGAUCAAACCCAGGAGCGCUUUUUUCGGCCUCACUUCCUCCAGGCUCCAGGUGACAUGCUGGCGCAUGAGGGAAGACUGUGCAGAUUAGACUGUAAGGUGAGUGGACUACCCAACCCAGAGCUGAUGUGGUUGGUCAACGGGAGGCCAAUCUAUCCAGACCUUUACCACAAGAUGCUGGUGCGGGAGAACGGCAUCCAUUCCCUGGUCAUUGACCCUCUGAUGCAGAAUGAUGGCGGCACAUACACCUGCAUUGCAAGCAACAAAGCAGGACAGAGCUCCUUUAGUCUAGAACUGAAAGUUGUGGAGAAAGAGACAAAGCACCCUCCCCAGUUUGUGGAAAAGCUGCAGAACAUGGGUAUUCCUGAGGGAACUCCAGUCAGGCUGGACUGUCGGGUGGUGGGUAUGCCCCCACCAGUCAUCUUCUGGAAGAAAGACAAUGACACCAUUCCUAAAACGAAGCACAGAAUCAGCAUGACCCAGGAUGCCACAGGAUAUGUGUGUCUCCUUAUCCAGCCAACUACAAAGGACGAUGCUGGCUGGUACACGGUGUCAGCAAAAAAUGAGGCUGGAAUUGUGUCCUGCACCUGCAGGCUUGAUAUCUACGCACAGUGGCAUCAGAGCAUCCCUGCACCCAUGAAGAAAGCUCCGUGCACAGGCAGCCGCUACGCCGCUCUGACUGUCCAAGGGCUCGACAUCAAGUCAGCUUUCCCCACGUCGGAGACCAGUCCCAUCCUGUUCUCCAGCUAUCCUCCUGAGGCCAUGCUGGAGAGUGAGGAGCUGUGAGCUGUCUGCAAACACUCCAGCAUUGUGACCCCCAGAGCCUUCUGUGUGACCUCCCUGAGGGCAAAACAGUAGAAGGGAGAAUGAUUAUCCGAGCACAUUGUCAUGUGAUUUGUGUGAUGCAUUUGAAGUGAUACAUUCAGAGUAGAAUGGCAGAGAAUUAUUGCAUUUAAGCUAUCAGCACCGAUAGUGGGUUUGUCACCAUUCCUAUUUACUCAAAUCAUAUGAAGAGUGUUUCACAUACAGAAAAAUGACAGAAUUACAAAGUCUUAGCUCAUGAGCCAUCAGUGGAGUUGAAUGUUGUUCUCUGACAAUUUUGAAAAAUUCACGUUUGUUUUCUACAUAAUAUUUAGCUACAAUCGUGAGGUUGUUGUUGAAUGUUGGUGAUAAUAUCUUUUCCUAAUAGUUAGUCCUAUUCUCAAAGUGGUAUCCACACCACUUAAUUUUAUUGCAAAAAACAUAUACAGUGGUGUCAGAAAGUAUUCAGACCCCUUCACGUUUUGCACACUUGUGUUGUUGAUUUAAUUUUA
Messenger RNA from Xiphias gladius (swordfish), 6110 nucleotides. RefSeq names its product myopalladin (gene mypn). The coding region runs from base 94 to 5583 and encodes 1829 amino acids. NCBI's taxonomy places the organism in Eukaryota, Metazoa, Chordata, Actinopteri, Istiophoriformes, Xiphiidae. The record is from RefSeq and is a predicted model, not a curated record. The transcript is spliced from 21 exons. Gene Ontology annotation, molecular function: protein kinase activity.